CGUUGACGACGACGAUCUGGUGGCCGAUGGUGGCAACAGCGUCAAUACAUUGACAGACGCUCUACCUGCCAGCAUCGAAGCUGCUGCUGACGACGCGACCAUUGAGAAGCCAGAUGAAGCAGCGUCCGGUAGCAUUAUGGCACCAGCGCUCAGCGAGCCCAUUAGCCCCACAGAAAAGCUAACCAACUCGACUGCAAAAGUCACACCUUCGACUCGCACAAACAAAGAUGCCAGUGACACUGGGUUGCUCACAUCGUCAACGAUAAUCACUGGCUGCAAUAACAAUGAGCACAAGGAGAAAAGAGCUCGAAGUUGUUCCAUAUCUACUCCGAUUCCAUCGUCGUCAGCGUCAAUUUCGCCGCGUUUAACAAGGUCGAAGGACGCUUAUCAACGAGUAUUUGAACAAGCUGUUACACCCACUGCUUCUGUUUCGCCACCACCAAUAGAGAAAGAGGUGACAAACACUUCAACAGCACCAAAAAAUUCUGUUAAUAGUGUGGCCGACGGGGAAAACGAUGGCAACAGCAAACAUACGCCUGAGGACGGUAGACGCAAUAAUGAGUCAAUAGGCCUGAGCGGAAAUUUGCAUAACAAAAACAUCGAUUGCGGUAAUGACAAAAAUUUGGUUGACACCAUAUUUUCCGAUGAAGUGGCGUGUGAAACUCGACAAAAAGAUGUCGAAUCAAAUUUCAACAAUAACAAUAAUGCAAGUAUAAGUUGUAAAAGUAAGUCAACGGAGCAGCUCUUGGCCGACUUGACGAACGAUAUCGAAGAGAGCAUCACAACGAAAGUGUGCAUACGUAAGCCAGUGCAGGACUUAACGAAAGAAGAAAACGUCUCAAAUGCAUCGCUGGAACCAAAUGAUCUAGCAAUAAUCAAAGGUGGUGACAGUGAAGCGAGAGAAACGAACGCUAGUACAGAUUCCAUUAAAGUGCAAGACGAGCUGCAGCGUAUGGAUUCAGGGCUUGACAGCGGAAGCGGGAAAAGUGAGAGUUUUAUUGCAGCCACAAAAGCACCGGCACAAAAAGUAACAGCGGCAAUUGAAAAGAAAAAGCUUAGUGAUGAAGGGGCAAUAAGAGCCAGCAGUAAUUCCACGGUAGUUUCAACAAAAAUUUCAACAGAAGAGUUGCAAGUCGAGACGGAAAAAGUGCAAGUGACUAAUCAGAAACUAGAAAGUGUAACACGUUUGCAAAUAUUGUCAGUCGACGUUCUGCCCCCAAUUAGUACCGACUCAACAAUGACUGCCUCUGAAGUAGAAGAUAAUCUCGAAGAGCGCUUAAGCCAGCUUGAUGGUACAGCGAUUGCUUCUCCGAACUGUGAAGUAUUGAAUCCAAUAACUGCUAGCGAUGGGAUGGUUACAAUAGUAACAACGCCACCACGUACCCCUAUAAAGCAGCAAACUCAACAGCAGCAAGUACAACAGCUGCAGCAGCAAUUACAACAAACCCCACCAACACCUCUAUCGCACCAAAUACAUCAACAACAACACUUACCGCAGCAACACACAUUUACGCCACAGAGCAGCACCUCGUCAGCUAAUACGUUGAACAGCACGAAUUUGCCACCGGCAUUCAUGAAAGAGACUGGAGCUGGUGAGUUGGAGGAUCAAGAUAUUGAGGAAGUGUUGAAAGUGCUUAAAGGUUUCGAUGGCAGCGCUGGCGCUGAUACGCUCUGCGACUUAAAUGUGCUCUUUAACGAGGAGUAUACCCUCAACUACGAUGAGGUCAGUAGUCAGCCAGCAUCUACAUCGACUAAACCCAAUCCGCUGAAGGAUAUGCAAAUUGAAAUCGAACGCAAUCAACAAGCCAUGCAUCGUAGAAUCGAUUUUCUAUUACGGCGUAUGCGUAAACUUCAAGCUCGGUAUAUGAGCAAGCACUGCAGUGAAGAAAUAGCCGGUUUAUUUGAAUGGACAGCUCGCAUAUCUGCUGGAAAAGGUGGCCCAAUGAAUAACACAUCAGACCUUUUGCGCUCAGAUACGGCCAUUAGUGUCAUUGCGGCACGUCCACCUGCCGACAAUUGGGCUGAAGAAAAGAAUCCCGUAGCAUCAACGCAAAUGUCAUCGAUGUUGCGGCGCUUGGAACAUUCUUCAACUGCGCAACAACUGUGUAUGGUGUCCGCGAAUAGUAGUUUGAAUGCCGCGAAUACGCAAUUGCCACGCAAAACAAAAAAGGCGCUUUUGCAAGAAAUGCAAGCAGCUGCGUCGACAUCUGCUGCGACAACAGCAAUUGCAUCGACGGCUGAACGCAAAGGCGAAGUUGUGGUACCCCACUAUGACAUUAAUGUCAGCGAAGAGAUGGCACAAGUCGCUGGUCUACUGCAAACUGAGAUGCGUGAAGUGCAGACUGCGAUGGACUCAGAUGCAACGGAAUCCAGUUCUGGUGGUGAAUCUGCGGACGAAAUGGUUACCUACAAUAAUCAGAUACAACAACCAUUGGCUAUCGCUAAACGUGCUGCAUGGCGGUAUUCACGUGACCGCGCUGCUAUAGCUGCUCGCUGGUCAUGGCUACUUUCUCAGAUCGCGGAUUUAGAAAUUAAAAUACGGCAGCAUACAGAACUGCGACAGGAGGUUGUACGGACCAAAGGUGCGGUGGCGUCUGGCUUAGAUGAGCAGUAUGCAACUAUUCAUGCUGGCAAUCUCAAAUCAAUUGAGGUAGCUACACUUAAUACGACAACAUCAUCUGUUAAUGGGUAUAAAGGGAAUAUGUUGGGUAACACCGGUGUCAAAUUUGACGCCAUUGAAAGUGAAGAAGCAGGCUUGAUAGGAGCGGCGCGUACUCGGGGCUUUGUACCAUCGUUAUUCCGGAAACGUAAAUUAUUACAAACGCAGAGUCUCCACACAAUUUCAAAGAAGGCUGCUCGACCAAGCAACAUAAAAUGUGGCUGCCAAUGGCCUUUUAAUCCCUGCGCGCUGUGUACAGGCCGAACAGAUCCAACGGCGCCGCGAGAUCCUCCAGAUACAAUGAUGAUGGCAGAUAGAAUAGCGCUACUGGAUCCCGGUUAUCAUCCUGUUUUAAGCUUUCGUGAAGACGUCAACUGUACUUUGCACCUGGAAGCUAUUGCUCGAAUGCCAGAAUGGCAGCAACGCAUUAUGCGUUGUCAAGUAAAGAGCAUUGCGAAAAGCGUUUGGAAGGCUGAACGCGAAGCCGAACGUGCAGCUGGGCAUAACACAUCAAAGAAAUACAAUGAACCAGUCGUUAAACGCCGCUACACGAAGAAAAAGGAUAGAUUAGCCGCUGAAGAGAAGAACGCGGCGGCGGCAGCGGCAGCGGCAGCAACGUCGGCAUCGGGUAUGACAACAAAUGCGUCAACAUCAAGUGGAGGUGGUCCUACUGCAGAUUUGUCAUCAGGAACGGUAAUUGGUGGUGGAAGUGGUGGAGUGUCGGCGGAUACAUCAGCGCAUAGCGCAACAUCAACGACAUUGCCGGCGUGCGAUGGUGGAAACGGUACUGGCACUUUGUCUACGUCUACUACAACAACGCCACUUGUGGCCAACAUAUCGGCAAAAAAUUCAAAAAAGUUGCACCACUAUCAUCUAGUCGGCGACGGGGUGCUGUUAGAACCACCACGACCCUUGUCGCCGGUGCCUACGAAUCACAGCAGUCACAGUCAAAGCAGCCAUCACAGUCAGCAAAGUGGCAACAGCAACAGCAAUUACAUUCAUCAGACCAGCGACAAUCCCCCGCAAAACUACGAUCAAUACAGUCCCAGCCCAGCACAUUCAUCAUUGAUCUCCAACAACAGUAACGGUUUCAACGGCGGUGGGGGCGUUGGCGGCAGCAGUGGUAUCGGUGGCAAUCAUAAACAGAAUAACAAAUAUCGUAAAAGUUCAGCGUCAAGUGGAGCUGGGGGCAGCGUCAACAACAGCGGCAACAACAACAACACUUCCUUCUAUUAUCAAAAUAAUCAUUUGUCUUCGCACUACGCCACUUACACCGGUGAGUCGAACGAUGCGAAUUGGGAUGGUUUUGUGAUUCGCAGUCGCACAUCAUCACCAACGCAUGCGGGUGUUGGUGGAGGCAGUAACAAUAACUAUCACAAAUAUGAAAGAUCUAAAAAUCGUACGUCAUAUGACAUAGACAACAUUGUUAUACCGUAUAGUGUUGCUGCAUCGACACGAGUUGAAAUUUUGCAAUAUAAGGAAAUACCAACACCCAAAUGGCGCGUUAUUGAUGAAGAUCGUGGGCGUACUGUUAUGUUAUCGGAUGAACCAAUGGAGACUGCUUCGGCUUCAGGAGUCGCUAAAUGUGAUAGCGGUGAAGGAAUGGACAUUGAUGGAUGCGAGAAUAUGCUUGUAGAAAGUAAGACAUCAAGUGAUAGUAAAUCUGGAAAUUCAGUAGAUGUAGUUAAUGGGUUAGAAGUGGAUAUUAAAGCGGUAGAAGAGAAAACUUCAAAAGUAGUAAAUGCAACAGAGGAAUGUGGAAAACUGAAUGUCUGUAAUGGGAGUGAAACUGCCGAUGGAGCAGACGCCUUGAUUAAGAGCGGGGCGCCGAUUGUUAGUACCACAAAAAUCUCAGAACAAAGAAACAAUAACUUUAUAAAAAAUGAUUGUAAUGCUUUGGUAAAAACUGAAAACAAGAACAUAACAGUUCAAAAUACGUCUACGGCAGUCGACUCUAUAUCGGACGAACCAGUGGUAAAGAAAGCGAAAACAGAGCAUAAUGACGAUAACAAAAUGUCAAGUGUAGACAAGGUUGAAGUCAAACCAGAAAAUGUACGCAAUUCGACAUUUGCCGCAUCAAAAAUUCCUAAAACAGAAGCAACGGCUGCAUUCAAACGGGCAAAGCGAUUCAAGCGAGUUAGCACCAUUCAAGAAGAGUCCUUCGACAUCGAUGCCGCUGCUGAAGCAGCAGAGCCGGAAGACAUCACAUAUGAUGCCAUCAUGUUGCGACAUGAACGCGCACUGACUGAAGAGCGCCGCAAAUUCCAAACGUAUUUGAAGUUCCCAUGGAGCACACGUUCGCGGGCUAAUCGGCGCAUCGACAGUCGCGCCGAGUCAAGUGGCGCCAAUACGCCGGAUCCUACUUCUCCGGCGCCACAAAGUUUAGGUGGUGGUGAUCAGGAGAGCAUUCCGUCGCCUCUGGCGCCAUGUACACCUCUUAAUCCAUUGGAUACGAUUUCGGAAGCGGGCGAGAAUGGUGCAAGUAAUCUUCCAGCAAACUCCAUCAUCAGCGCUGCAAAUAAUACCAAUAGUAAUGAUUUGAGCAAACGUUUGGAACGUCGGCGCACAACGUCGACGAAAAGGGAGCGUGAACUGGAGCGACGAAGUUCCACACCAGACCCCAGAGAGCUCGUGCCGCCCUAUGAACCUUUGCAAUUCCCACUUACCGAUGAGGCGUUUGAAGGUUUGCUUAAAGCAAUGCCCGUUGAAUUUCAUUGUUUGGAUUUCGACGCCAAGUAUUUAGAAGACUGUAACAACACUGGCGGUGCCGUCAGUGGUUCCAAAUAUUCCCGUCAACGCAGCAGCUGGCGCAGUGAUGUGUCGGCUGUAAGCAUCAGGCGUGGAAAGUUAGCCUCUACAACGCAAAACUGUGAUGUAACAAGUAGUAGAAAACAGCGAAUAAAUAACAAUGGUGGUAGUAGUGGCCGCAAAGGUAUCAACGGUGGCCGAGGACGUCGACGAGGCAAUAAUGCCAUUACUAAAACUAAUGAUGAAUUGAUGAAUGGCGUGCAUGCCGGUGACGAGGAAGAAGACGCCGAAGACGACGAUGUCGAUUUAAUGAUGCUAUUGGCCGAGGAGGCCGAUGAUUACGACUACCCAAAGCAUCAUUUAGCGCCCGAUGAUGAUCUCUUGGAUAGCGGUUCAGGCAAUGCGGGCGGGGGUGUUGCGUUGAAUGGCAACGCACGUAACCGUAUGAUGGAUAUCGAGGACGAGUAUGAAGCAUAUCUGGGCCGCCGACAUCGGGACAGUGACGCGGAGACAACAGAUAGUGAUCCAUUCGCCGACGACGAUCCAAACGAUCCAGAGUGGCGUGGCGAGAGUGAAGAUCGAGGUGGCGGUGGCGGGGGUGAACGAAACCGGCGCACUGUGAGGUAGCGAUAGCAAGUAAAACACUAGAAUCUUACUAAAAACUAUGGUUUAAUGAUUUUGCGUCCUAACGGGGGAGUAUAAAUCGUCAGAGAUUGAUGUAGCUUUGCUUUGAAAUAAAUUGCUGAAACUAUGUUUUUCUACAGUUGAUGAUUUAAAAGAACCACUUAAUGCUGCGUUGCAUUAAUACUUAGUGUGCGCGAAUUGCUGCCGGUUUGUGGUAGAACCUUUGUUUUAAAAACAAUAAUUUCCCAGUUUCGGUUAAAAUUUCUGUUGUAUUAAAACACAGAAAUAGUUAAGCUCUAAUUGUAGAGGCAGUGAUAGUACGGAAAUAGUUGGAGUUGCAAAUUUCAGAAAAAAGUGAGUAGAAAUAUUUUUGCGUUUUAACACAACUGAAUGUGUAGCAAAUCUACAAGUUUCCUUUUGUUGAAUAUUUUUGUGUGAAAGACAGCAAGCAGUCAGGCGUAAUGCUCAUACCGAUAAAUAUGCAAAUGUGGGUUUUCUUAUUGUAAUGACACUUUGUAAUUCACAUGAAUAUAUAUAUAUAUCUAAAUGGCAAUUUCGCUGUGCGUUUAAUUUACUUUAAAUAUAUAUAUAUAUAUAUAUAAAAGAGAAAAAACAGCAACAAAAUAUUUUCUUUAAAAUUUUUCAACAAAUACAUAUUAUUUUUUUAUCUAAAUAAAAUACAAGUAAAGAAAAUUGGGAAUGGAGAAGGGCAAAGCAUAAACAAUGUAUGUCUAUGUUCAUUGUAAGAGAUAUUUGUUUCUUUAGCUGCGUUUAUAUUACAUACUGCUUUAAGUUGUUUUUGUCGUCCUUUUUUGCGCACAACACAAAGGGUGGGUAGGGAGAGAUUGUGUGCAUUGUAAAAAGUAUGCAUAAGUUUAUGCUUUUAAUUUUUUUUUAUCGGCAGAUUAAUUUUAGAUUUCAUAUUGGAAAAAGCGAUGAAAAGAAAAAACAAACAAAAAAUACAUACAUACAUUGUAUUUAAAUAAUUAUAGUUGUCAUUAGAAUAUACAUAGUAAACAAAAAUUAAAUGUUAACAACUAAUUAUACUUAAUAUUAAAUUAAAAAAUUAUGCUUAAAUUUAGUAAUACAAAAAAACGAUACAAAUGUAAAGAGCCCUUACGCAUAAACAAAGAAGCUGGGAAAAAAUAUUCUGUUUGAAAUUGACUUGUAAAAUCCAGCGAAAAUUGGCUAACAUUAAUUUAAAGCUAAGAAUUUACUGGCAAUUAAUUAUGUUUGCGCCAGCUGAUAUUCAUUCACCAAGACAGUCGAUUAAAACUUUUUUUUGGGAGCGAUCGGAAUUAAUGUAUACAAAUUGCGUUCUAAAUUUUAUGUAUUUGAUCAGAUGUUUUAAAAAAAAAAGAAUGAACUGUACAUACCCAUUUGAAGCCGAUCUGUAUACUCUGUAGGUAUUGGGUUAUUUUCGGACUGUACAAAUACUGAAUCAAAUAAAUGUUAUGCUUGGAUUAUUAGAAUUUAGUUGGCAGACAAUUUAAUGAAAUGACUAAUUAAAUAAAUACAAAAAGGAAUAAAUAAAAUACAAUAUGAAAAUUUAUUUUGAUGGAAAUUUUCAAAUCCAUUAUUUAUACCGAAUUUGAUUGAACAAUUAUAUAGCUAUUGCCUUUCGAAUAGGCGGCAUACACGGUGCGUCUGCCUAGCGAUUCGGUUUGAAUAUGUUAGUGAAAAUGACUGACAUGAGUCUGAAUAACUGAACUGUGUGUAGUAUAAAGUCGAAUCAACACGUUCACAGAUGACUCGUAAGUCUGACGCACCGUCUAUAGCGCCUAUAACAGCAUAAAUAGUAGUGUCAUAAGCCAUAAAAAAAAAUAAAAACUCGAGAAAAAUUGCUUUAAAGUUCUCAUAGUAAAAAUAGACACAUUUUCUUCUAAUGAGCUAUCGGUAAUUGUAAUUUUUUUUUUUUGAAAUUUUUACACAACAUCGAAACAUUUAGCUUGGAGAAGAUUUGAAAACAUUUCGAAUUCUAAUAUGUUUCU
Molecule: messenger RNA, 8022 nt
Organism: Rhagoletis pomonella (apple maggot)
Lineage: Eukaryota; Metazoa; Arthropoda; Insecta; Diptera; Tephritidae
Gene: nsl1
Exons: 11
Coding region: 137-6034 (1965 amino acids)
Cellular component (GO): NSL complex
Molecular function (GO): histone acetyltransferase binding
Source: RefSeq, a predicted model, not a curated record